Messenger RNA from Penicillium pulvis, 1080 nucleotides. RefSeq names its product TauD/TfdA dioxygenase family protein. The record is from RefSeq and is a predicted model, not a curated record. Gene Ontology annotation, molecular function: 2-oxoglutarate-dependent dioxygenase activity. NCBI's taxonomy places the organism in Eukaryota, Fungi, Ascomycota, Eurotiomycetes, Eurotiales, Aspergillaceae. Bases 1 to 1080 code for a protein of 359 amino acids. Gene Ontology annotation, cellular component: cytoplasm. The transcript is spliced from 7 exons.
AUGGUGUCCGAAUCUGUCGAAGAGAAGGGGCCACUCUACCCUGACUACCUGCCUUUCUAUGACCCGCUGGAAAAGGUUGAGAUGGUCGGACCAUUCGAGCACGAUGACCCGGGACAUCGAGCCGAUCCAUCAUUUCCGAAUCUUUUGGAAAAGGCGACUAACGUCGUGGAAUUGAGCCCACAUUGUGGAACAGAGCUCCAGGGAGUUCAGCUUUCGGAGCUUUCAACCCAAGGUCUAGAUGAAUUGGCUCUCAUGGUGGCAGAACGCGGGUGUUUAGUUUUCAGGGACCAGGAUUUUACUAACCUUGGUUUUGAGGAGCAGAAGAAGAUUGCCUCUCAUUUUGGGCCCCUUCAUAAGCAUGGAUGGAUGCCUCAUCCUAAAAAUGGUCCUGAGGAGUUCGUCAUCGUCUAUGAUUCCAAGGAUGAUCUGCGAAUUCGCAAAUCUUGGUCAAGAAAAAGCCCAAUUCAAUUCCAUGUCGAUCAGUCUCCUGAGUCUCAGCCUCCCGGAGCGACAUUCUUCUGCAUGCUCGAGUCCCCUCCAGGAGCGGGAGGCGACACGAUCAUUUCCAACAUGACCCGUGCCUUUGAGCGCCUUUCUCCUUCAUUUCGCAAGCGACUCGAAGGUCUCAAGGCUGUCCACACCACGGCGAACCCAAUCAUGCGCGAGAUCCGCGACAAUGGCCCAAAUUCUGUCCUUCGUCGGCCCAUUACGCGAACCAUUCACCCAGUUGUAGUCGUACACCCCGUCACCAAAAAGAAAGCGCUAUUUGUCAACUCUUCUUAUACCCAGAGUAUUGUUGGCUGGGACGAGGAAGAGUCAGACUAUAUGCUGAAGUUCUUGUUCGACCACAUCAAUCGCGGGCAUGACUUCUGCUGCCGCGUGCGAUAUGAGCCCGGCACAGUGGUGAUCUGGGAUCAGAGAGUGACGCAGCAUUCGCAGACUUUGGAUUACUCGGCUGGAUCUCGGAGACAUGCUUUCCGGUUGACCCCUUUGGCUAAUGUGCCAAUUCCGAGUUUGAUUGAGGAAGAUGAUGGGGAGUGUGCCAAGGAUGAAGGAAGGAUGAUGCUUAAUCUCUGCUAG